AUGGCAAUCUCCCAAAUAUUCAAUUUAUCUUUCUCCCAGGCGGCCCUGUUAUUGCUAUGCGUGAUCUUUACCUAUGUGGUUGGAACUUGCAUUUACCGGAUCUAUUUCCAUCCGCUGUCUAGGUAUCCUGGUCCAAAACUGGCAGCUGCAACACGUUUGUGGUGGACAUGGCACCAGCUGCGCGGUAAAUUUCCGUUGACCGUGCAUGAACUUCAUCUCCAGUAUGGGGAAAUUGUCCGAAUUGCACCCUCCGAGCUCUCCUUUACGGGAGCUGAUGCCUGGAAAGAGAUCUAUGGAUUCCGCACUGGUUUGCCUGAGAAUCGUAAGGAUCCAGGCGAGAAUACGGAUGCUGAUAAAAGGCAUCCAACCAUCAUUAAUGCCGAUCGCAAGACUCACGGUGAUUUGCGCAAGUUACUGUCCAAUGCUUUCUCAGAUAAGGUGUUGAAAGGUCAAGAGCCUGUACUACUGCACUAUAUUGAUCUCCUUGUCGAUCGGUUGCAUGAAGUGGUGGACAAGAAUGAGCCGGUCGACAUUGUGAAAUGGUUCAACUAUGUGACUUUUGACAUUAUUGGCCACCUGGCCUUCUAUGAGCCUUUUGACUGUCUCAAAAAUACGGAAUAUCAUCCGUGGAUGUCCAUGAUCUUCAACGCCAUCAUGUACGUGCACUACAUCCGUACCUUCCAGCGGUUCAUUGACGUCCGCUCAAUCAUCCUGGCGAUCAUGCCAAAACGGAUCGUCGAGCGACGUAAAUGGCACAUCGGCCUCGUCGCAGAGAAGGUCAAGCGUCGCAAAACCCAACAUCCCGAUUACAUCGACUUCAUGAGCCACCUAAUUCAAGCCGAAGAGAAAGGCCAGCUGAAGGCGCCUGACCUCGUGGCCAAUGCCAACCUUAUGGUUAUUGCUGGCAGCGAAACAACAGCGACUAUACUUUCCGGGACAGUCUACUAUCUGUGCACACACCCGGCUGUUAUGCAGAAGCUAAUCGAGGAGGUCCGCACUUCUUUUGCUGCCAGUGACGAGAUCAACAUUGCGCGUAUCAGCAAACUCAAAUAUAUCAAUGCGGUCAUUGAUGAAUCCUUCCGUCUCUAUCCCCCAGCUGCAGGAAGUCAUCCUCGUAUCACGCCGCCCGAGGGGGCUUACAUUAUGGGCCAGUGGUUGCCGGGUAAUACAUCAAUGGGUAUGGCCCAAUACGCUGUGUUCCGUUCUCCUGCAAACUUCAAAGAUCCCGAGCUCUACCUCCCUGAGCGGUGGCUGGAUACCGAAGGAGCUUAUGCUCAUGAUAAGCGUGACGCUCUUCAGCCCUUCUCUUUCGGGCCCCGAAACUGCAUCGGCAGAAAGUAUGAGCCCACUCUUGGCCUGUUUAUUUCACUGGAGAAUUACAUGCUGACAUUGUUUCUACCCCUCUAG
Molecule: messenger RNA, 1407 nt
Organism: Penicillium pulvis
Lineage: Eukaryota; Fungi; Ascomycota; Eurotiomycetes; Eurotiales; Aspergillaceae
Product: cytochrome P450
Exons: 4
Coding region: 1-1407 (468 amino acids)
Molecular function (GO): monooxygenase activity; oxidoreductase activity, acting on paired donors, with incorporation or reduction of molecular oxygen; heme binding
Source: RefSeq, a predicted model, not a curated record